AUGUAUAUGAAUAGUAAUAGUAGAAUUGCAUCAGCUAUAUUUCUAAUUAGACAAUAUGGAAUACCAAAACCAGAGAAUCAGUCUCUAUGUGAAUCAUAUUCUGGAUCAAAAAUGGGUGCAAGAUUUGUUUGUGAUAGCAGCAACACGUUUGAUGAAAAAUAUCAUAUUGUUGAAAUUACUUUCACUUUAACAGGUAUUCCAUCUGGAAACCCCCCUUCUUUGGCCAAGUCAUUCACAAUGCCUGCUUUGCAAUAUAUCGAAUUACGGAGUGAAGAAGUUGCCAAUCGGUCAAUCAAUAUCUUAGAGUUGCUCAAAUCUGUUAAAAGUUUGAAUAUAAUUAUAUUGCAAGGGGAUAGAUCGAUAAGCUACAUUCCAGGCGAUUUUAAUAAUUUUCCUAAUCUUACCUCGUUUUUCUUAUUCGACUACAAUAAUCCUUUGGUCGUACCUCAUACCUUUUUAAACAACUCUAUCAGCCUUCAAUCGAUCAUUGCUUGGUUCCCAAUUUCAUCAAUUACCGUUGACGACUCUCUCUACUUUCCUUCUCUCACUGAUUAUUAUUUUCAUUCCAAUUGUACCGCUGGAUCACACCAUAUCAAUAUAACAGCUAAAUCAUUUCCAAACCUUCGGAAAUUAUCAAAUACCACUGUCCAUUUGAAUAAAGAUGUCACCAAGUUAAAGCUAAUGUACGUAUUUAAAAUAAUUGUGUUUUAUAUUCGUUAUAUUAAUUUGAUUUGUUGUUCCAACAGACACUGCGUAAUAAUGGCGGGACAUGACACUGCAUGCCACUUAAGAAUAGGAUAUCCAUUCAGUAUAGAAACAUUUAUUGCUACACUAUAUUCAAACCUCACAUAUUUAUCAAUGCAAGAAAUGGGACUUACCUCUUUUUCAUUUAUCCAGGCUCCUCAACAAUUAAAAGAUCUGUAUGAUUAUAAUAAUAAUAAUGAUAACAUAUCGAUUGAUACUAAUUUAUGUCAAUUUGAAAGAUAUCUAGAUAAUAAUGACCUACAAAAUUUCUCAACAAAUUUACCAAACACUUUAAGAACCUUGUCUAUUUCUUAUAACUACAACUUUAAUGGUGCCAUUACUGAAUCAUUCUGUGGAAUAACUAGUUUGAGAAUCGAUAGUACUGCAAUUUCAUCACUUCCAUCAUGUGUUUGGUGUUACAAAGGUACAUCCAGAUAUGAUGUAAUAACAGAUUUACAGGCUCCACCCAAUUUCCAAUGUCCCGGUAUUUAUCCACAAAUCACCAUUAAUAACAAAGAUAAUCUUUUAGUUACCAAUAACAAUAUCGCUACUAUUAAAGGUAACAACAUUGGAUAUGGAUCUUAUGAAUCAAAUUAUACUCUCAACCCAACAAUAUCAAACCAAGAAUUAUCAUUCAAAUAUACACAAGCAACACCAAUACCAGAGAUUCCAACUCUAGUCACAAUCAUUUUAGAUCCACAAAUAGUACAAAUGAUGAUGGUCAAGGAUGAUAUUAAUAUUGGUCAACCAACUAUUUUACAAAUCAACCAAAACAACAUCAUUAUCAAGUUUAAUUUAGAUUAUAAUCCAUAUUUUAAUCACACAAUAACCAUUGAUAAUAGUACUGCUUGUACCAAUUUAACAAAUAUUUCCCCCUCUCAGUUUGAAUGUACAACACCACUUCUAUCGAGUGGAGAUCAUCAAUUAAUAGUUUCAAACUCUUACAUACAAUCACAAGUACAAUUUACCAUUAAUUUAAGGUCUUUCUGUCAACAAUCAACCAAUAAUUGUUAUGGAAAUGGAAAAUGUACUAUUGAUGCAUAUCCAAUUAUUAGUUCAGGAAAUUAUAAUUCAACAAACAACAAGUAUGUUGAAUUGAAUGGUGAUUUUGGUCCAUCAAUUCCAAUAUCCAACCAUUCAAACGUAUCAAUCAUUAUUAAUAGUACAAUCAACUGCGUUGUUGAAUCACUUUCACAAUUCCAAAUCAAUUGUACAAUCGAUCAACAACCAUCAUUUGGAUUGGCUUCUGUUCAACUGAAAUUGAAUAAUGAUUUAAAUACAACUGCAAGAAAUAUAUUAUAUCUUCAAUCACCACCAUCUCAACCAUCGCCUUCACCAAUAUCAAAAUCAUCAUGUGAAAAGAAUACAUCUAAUUGUUAUGGCCAUGGAUAUUGUGAUGAUAAUGGCAAAUGUCAAUGUCAACAUGGUUAUAGUGAUAUUGAUAAUUGUUUGUCAAAAUAUAUCAUUAAUAUGACGAUUACACCCAAUACAACAGAUCCAACAGUAUCAUUUGACAUUGACGGAAUUGAUUUUCUAUUUGAAAUGUUUUCCAUUCAAGAAUUAAAUUUCGAUAAGAAUAUUGCCAAAGAAUUAUUUAUAUCCAAUUACACUUGGAAUGUCAAUAAAACAGCCACCAAUAAUCACACUACUAUUGUCAACUAUCAAUUGAAUACUUUAUCCUCCCCAACAUACCAACCAACUCAAGUUCUAUCAACUAUAUCAUUCUCUACACAACCAAGAACAGUUGAAUUUGGAGGACAACAACUAUUUUUACAUGCCAACUCUAUCAAACUUGAGGUCAAUAUCAGCAAGUGGCAAUAUUCAUCAAAUUUAUCAACACUUCGAGUUGUAUUUAAAACAUUGAUCAACAAUAAUCAAUCGAUUAAAUAUGAUUGCACAGACAAAGAUAUCUCAACACUCAGUUUUGAUUCAUUGUCAAUGUUGCAAUAUCUCAGAGUAGUCAAAGAUGAUAUCCAAUUCAACGGUCGAUUCAUUGAUGUUGCAAUGUCUGAUGGAAGACCAACCUACUCACAAACUCAAAACAUAUCAUCUACACCAAUCAACGAUGAACAAUCAAUUGUAAUGAUUGGAAUUGGAUUUCCUCAAUGCCAAGAGUGUGUACUAGAUCCAGAUUUCUCAGCAUUGGUUGUUAAUCCAGACAAUUCUGGUAAAUGUAAUUCAAUAGCAAACAGCAAAUGGAAAAUCAUUGUAAUUGCAGUUUGUGUAUCACUCGUAACAAUCUCUAUUAUUUUUGUGAUUGUUAAAGUUUUCAAGAGAAAGGUUCAAUUGAAAUUUACAAAGAGAUUAAACAAGAGUUUUAAUAAUCUAAGCAACAUUGCUACAAAAAUGGUUCCAAUCAUCCCAAAACAACCAAACACCACCCAACAACCACAACAACAACAAGAACAACAAAUCAAUACCAAUCCAGUACACAACAAAAUAUCAGAUUGGGUCAACACAAGAACACACAAAUAA
Molecule: messenger RNA, 3219 nt
Organism: Cavenderia fasciculata
Lineage: Eukaryota; Evosea; Eumycetozoa; Acytosteliales; Cavenderiaceae
Exons: 10
Coding region: 1-3219 (1072 amino acids)
Source: RefSeq, a predicted model, not a curated record